Molecule: messenger RNA, 3078 nt
Organism: Bipolaris sorokiniana ND90Pr
Lineage: Eukaryota; Fungi; Ascomycota; Dothideomycetes; Pleosporales; Pleosporaceae
Exons: 3
Coding region: 1-3078 (1025 amino acids)
Biological process (GO): regulation of fungal-type cell wall organization; signal transduction; activation of GTPase activity
Cellular component (GO): cell cortex
Molecular function (GO): GTPase activator activity
Source: RefSeq, a predicted model, not a curated record
AUGCCCGCAGGCACGCACACCAAUCCCCAGACUCCGCGCGUGCGCAAUGGGGAGCCCCAACCCGCCCCGUUGGCCACUCCCGAGCCCGCCUCGUCUAAGCGGGAUUUGACCUCGUGGUGGAGGCAGUUUAGCAAGCGCCCCGCGAAGAAGGACGACGACAAAGAUCAAGCCCUCCCCGGCAUCUUUGGCGUUCCCCUCAUCCAGAGCAUCCCCUAUGCCAAUGUCGCAAUCUCGCUCUUCAACGAGCACGGUGAGAGCUAUAUCUACGGCUACGUCCCCAUUGUCGUCGCAAAGUGCGGUGUCUUCUUGAAGGAAAAGGCAACCGACGUGGAAGGCAUCUUUCGGCUGGCCGGCUCGGAAAAGAGGAUCAAGGAACUUAAAACGGCCUUUGACACGCCGCCAAGAUAUGGAAAAGGCCUCGACUGGUCCGGCUACACGGUUCACGAUGCCGCAAACAUUUUGCGCCGCUACUUCAACAACCUGCCAGAGCCUAUAAUCCCCUUGCAGCACUAUGAUCCUUUUAGGGACCCCCUCAAGGGCCACCAGGCCGAAGCUGUUGGACCCUGCGAAGGACAGGCCCCGUCCAUCGGAGGCUUUGACCCAGACGCCGCCGUGCGCAUAUAUCAACACCAAAUUAAGGCCCUGCCGUCUCUGAAUAGACAGCUGUUGUUAUAUAUCUUGGAUCUUCUUGCGGUUUUUGCCGCCAAAGCCGAUGUUAAUAAGAUGACGACGUCGAAUCUCGCUGCUAUCUUCCAGCCAGGACUAUUAUCUCAUCCCCAGCACGAUAUGUCGCCGCAAGACUACCGCCUCAGCCAAGAUGUGCUGAUCUUUCUCAUCGAUAACCAGGAUCACUUCUUGAUUGGCAUGGAGGGCACAGCUGUCGACGAGGGUACAGUCCAGCGCAUUGAAAGCGGGCCAUCUACCCCACAGGCCAGAACACCAACCACUCCUGGCCGCAAUAGCACAGGUAUUGGUCGCUCAGCUUCGACAACUUCUAGCGCCGGUGCAGAGAGUCUGCGCAUGCAAGGUGGAGUUCGGAGAAAUGUAUCAACAUCUUCGAAGCGCUCUCGUCAUUCCGGGGCUGUCCCCAGCCCAAUUACUCCAGCAUUUGCUUCACCGACCACCUCAGGAGUGCACCGAAGCAACACACUACCUUCAAAGCGCACCCCAGCGAUCGGCAGCCCGCGCUUCCCUCCAUCGAAGCAAACUACUUCUACGGUGGAAGAAGUCAAGAACGAGCUUUUAGCACCAGAGACCGCAAAUGUCCCAGUGACCCAUGCUCACGCGAAACCAGAGGUUCAGCAACAUCCACACCAACUUGAGGCCUUACAGAGUACAGCACCUGCGGUAGAACAAACCGUAGCAACACAACCACCUGAACCUGAAGUGGCAGUGCCCAAACGAGCACAGACUGUCCCUCCAAAUAAGAUAGAGAUGCCGAAACCAUUCGAAGUUGCUUCUGGACCUAACAAUCUUACGCCGUCAACUGCACUCAACCGACGAAGCAUGCCUGCAGUCAGCCCUGGAUUGCAAAACAUGCCUGGUGCUUUCCCGCUUGCUUCACCUGGCGUCAUCCCACCAAGCCAGCCCACCACACCCAAUGUCACUGCACAGGCUGCACAGUCUCUCUUGCCUCCACGGUCUACCACACCUAGCAAUGGCCUUCGCAGUCCCCAACGCAGUCCUCAUCAUACACCUACGCGCGAACGCUCAGAAUUUCUCGAAGGGCCUGUCGAUUCCGGACCCGCAGUCGAAAUGACGCCUGCUGUGCGCACAUUUACCCAAAUUCUGUCAAAAGUAGGUGCCUCUCCUACUGGUAAAUCUGAUGACGGGAAGGAUGGCCGGAAGCCCAACAAGCUCCAGAAGAAGAGAUUGCCAAACACCGUGAGCCAAAGUACUCAUAGUUCUACGCAUUCUCUUGGUGGCAGUGAGGCUGGUUUUGGAGGAUCUCAAUCAGGCCAUGGCCCUCCCUCACCAUUACAUCCGCCCCAACCUGCGUUUGCACAAGGUCAGUCGCACUCUAACAGCUCCAAGGAAGCCAUUCACGACACAAACCCGUCAAAGGUUUCAGGCAACACUCUGAAGCCCAGCAUGUCGCCUUCUGCUUCCUUUAGGUCACAUUCGACCGCGACCGAAUACUCAGAAACCGAGUUGGCUGAAGAUGCGCCGAAAGAAGAGAAGCGUAGCUUCUGGAAGGGCCACCACCGACGCGGGGAGAGCAAGGCAACGCCUACAGCGAGCCAGACUGACCUGCGAGGGUCUGUGAUUGGCGCUGACAAGAGUAUGAGUUCGUUUACCAGCAGUUCGGGAUGGACAGGCAACGGGCGUCGAAGUGGUCAGUAUGAACAUGGGCAUGGGUCGGAAGGGUCCAUGGUAGUUGGCAGCCCGCCAGACUACGACAAGAGUGAAAAGAAGGGGGCUUUCGAUUGGUUCCAUAAGCGGAGGCAGGAUCACAGAGAUCGUGUAGACAGGAGGGAAAGGGCCAAGAGCCCGCCGGGAAGCUCAAACUAUGGGCCUCUGCCGCAGAAUCUUGCGCAGCAAAGUGAAAACAUUGCUGGUCGCGGCAGACCAUCAGAUAUACCGCACGCUAUGGAAGAGCCGCAGCCUAAAGCGGACAAGUCGAAUGAUGUCACGCCCACUGGUCCUAGCCCCUCGCCGCCGAUGGCGGCUGCUAAUACAUCAAGCCCUAAGCGAGGGAGCAACUCAAUGGCACUCAGGACAAACCUUCCUGCGGCGUUGACGGAACCUAUUUCCAUAGCGCGGUCGCCGGAAAGAAGUCCGCUGUCACCAGUUGCUGCAACGGUAGCUCAAUCGCUGCCAGGGGCUGCUGCAUCAUCCAUGACGAAUGCAGAAAGCGUGCCUGAAGCUAAGGCGGAUGCGCCGGUACAGUCAGAAGCUGCAGCUGCCGCUCCACCGCCUAGUGAACCAAAGUCGACACCGUCUGGGCCCAUGCAUGCUUCAUCGGGGUCUACAGUCACCAUCACGCCACAGACAAUGAAUGCAGACGCAAGCUCUGGUGCGCCAGUGACUGAGAAUGCACAGUCACCAACAGCAGCCGCCAGUCCACCAGCUUCAUAG